GAGAGAGAGAGAGAGAGAGCGAGAGAGGGGAGGGAGGUUUGGCUGGAUGACCAAAUGGCAGCUUUUACGCAGAGGGUUGUCUCACCUGCUGAAACGCACUUCGCCCGCUCAGCGAGACGCAGCCGUCGGUCGGUCGGUCGCUGCUCCAUCAUCAUCCAGCCCAGCGUGGGGGCAGCGCUGCUUCUUCUUCGGGGCUUGUUUGGGUCUCGUCGGAUGCGAAGAGCUCGGGUUUAUCCUCUCCUCACCACUGCGUGUAUGGAUGAUCGUCUCUGCCAGAGAGUAUAGGCGAACAAAGCGCACCGAGCCUCUCCACCGAUCUGCCUCCCUUCUCUCCUCCUUAAAAGAAAUCACGGAUUUUUUUGUUGUUGUUGCUGUGUGUCUGUAAGUACUCAGGAUAAUCAGCUUGUUUUCCCCCCUUGUUGUUAGGGCUUCCUUGUGUGUGUGUGUGUGUGUGUGUUGGGGGGGAGAACACACUGUUUAAAGAUGGAUACGCUCUUCCUUAGCCCAACGGAUAUAUAGGCAUUUAAUUUAGGGAGCACCCCCCGAUGCCACUGCUGGACAGAAGUCAUGGCAAGAUUCUGGAUGGCGCCGGACACGUUAUUGGUUUCCUGGGAGUAGAACAGGCCCUGAACAACAACAACAACAAGAACAACAACAACAACAACAACAACACAGCAUCCCCUUUUUGCAACAUUCAUACAAAACAUUUAUUUCCACCAAAAGGCGUGAAUGACAAAAACACAUCCGCGUACUGAUCAGAUAUACUGACACACACACACACACACACACGACCGAUAAAAAAAAACUAUGGAGCACACCGGGAUCGAGGAAGUGAACCAGACGCACCAGCAGCAGCACGAGCCAAUCAGCUUCGGGAUCGACCAGAUCCUGAACAGCUCGGACCAGUCGAGCGGCUGCAUGCUGCCGAACCGGACCGGCGACCCGGAUUACGCGCUGGCCCCCAACGUCUACAGCAACGGCUACGGCAGCGUGUACAACCCGGCCUGCUCCAUGGCGGCCGCGGCGGCGGCGGGGCUGGCCGGCUCCUACAACGUCAACAUGAACAUGAACGUGAGCAUGAACAUGAACAUGAACGUUAACGUGAACUCGGGAGGCGGUGGAGGAGGCGGUGGAGCCGGCGGGGUGAUCCGGGUGCCGGCGCACAGGCCCAUGCCGCCGCCGCCUCCUCCGCCGCCCGCAGCCGCCGCCGCGCCGCAUCCGCCCCCCUCGGCGCAUCCGCCGGGCAUCGGACACGGCAUCCCGUCGAUGCCCGGGAUGGGGAUGGGGAACGCGGCAAACUUCACCUUCCCGUGGAUGGAGAGCAGCCGGCGGUUCGCCAAGGACAGACUCACAGGGGAGCAGGCAGAGGAGAGCCGAGCCGGAGAGGCCACAGGGGGGCCGGGGUCCCUCUGUCCUCUCCCCAAGGGGGACAUCGGCAGGGUCCCCGUCUGGAGCACGGUGGAGACAUUAGCCAAAUGCUAUUACCCCGAGCUCGCUCACCUGCGAGACGGCAAUAGCCUCCUGGCAGACUAUCCUUUCCCUAAGGGGGCUUGCCCAGCCGCCCUCUCGCCGUUCUCCGUGACGCGUCGCAUCGGCCACCCGUACCAGAACCGGACGCCGCCCAAGAGGAAAAAGCCGCGCACCUCCUUCAGCCGCGUGCAGAUCUGCGAGCUGGAGAAGCGCUUCCACCGGCAGAAGUACCUGGCGUCGGCCGAGCGCGCCACACUGGCCAAGGCGCUGAAGAUGACGGACGCACAAGUCAAGACCUGGUUUCAGAACAGACGGACAAAAUGGCGGAGACAGACUGCCGAGGAGAGAGAGGCGGAGAGGCAGCAGGCCAACCGGCUGAUGCUGCAGCUCCAGCAGGAAGCGUUCCAGAAGACGUUGAGCCAGCCCCUGCAGCCGGACCCGCUCUGCCUGCACAACUCCUCCCUCUACGCCCUGCAGAACCUGCAGCCAUGGGCAGACGAAAAUAAGGUGACCUCCGUCACCUCCGUGGCUUCUGUGGUGUGACCGUGUAUAUGUGUCUGUAUGUGUGUAUGUGUGUGUGUGUGUGUGUGUGUGUGUGUGUGUGUGUAUCAAAUUGACAACAGUAUUAAAUGGACAAAAUAACACUCAGCAGCAUUAUGGGAUUGUUAUAUAGAUACACGAAAAAAGGCUGCUUGCUUUGGGAAAGAACAAACAUAUUUGAACGGACACUGUGCUUCCUCACUCGUUGAUCGUUACCAGCAACAUGAUGGGGGAGCAUGUGUGUAGAGACAGACAGCUUCCUGUUACUGCCAAGACUGACAAUACACUGUCUGCGGACAGGAGCCGCACUGACAUUGCUGUUUUGUCGGAAAAAAACUGUUUUUCUUUAAUAUGAAAGUGUGUUGAGUCAUUGUCCCUGCCUUACACCACGUUUCCGCUUUCC
Molecule: messenger RNA, 2413 nt
Organism: Scophthalmus maximus (turbot)
Lineage: Eukaryota; Metazoa; Chordata; Actinopteri; Pleuronectiformes; Scophthalmidae
Gene: tlx2
Product: T cell leukemia homeobox 2
Exons: 4
Coding region: 808-2013 (401 amino acids)
Biological process (GO): regulation of transcription by RNA polymerase II; animal organ development
Cellular component (GO): nucleus
Molecular function (GO): DNA-binding transcription factor activity, RNA polymerase II-specific; RNA polymerase II cis-regulatory region sequence-specific DNA binding
Source: RefSeq, a predicted model, not a curated record